Molecule: messenger RNA, 438 nt
Organism: Cyphellophora attinorum
Lineage: Eukaryota; Fungi; Ascomycota; Eurotiomycetes; Chaetothyriales; Cyphellophoraceae
Exons: 2
Coding region: 1-438 (145 amino acids)
Source: RefSeq, a predicted model, not a curated record
AUGUCAGGCUUGUCCUUUGGCCAUGACGAAAGCCAUGACAAAGCUACCAAGAUCUCACAACCCACCGAUGAUGAUUGCAAAGGUCGUAUCGGCUGUGUCUGCUGCAGAGAGGUCAUUCUAGACGAAAGCGAUAGAAAGCCGGUCCAUGUCAACCUCGGCGGUCCCGAAGACAUUGCUCUGAACGGCAGCUUCGUCUCAUUCCUGGCAAAGAAGAAACUGAUCGUGUCGCAACGCUACAUGAGUGCCACUUCCAUGCAAUACCUACGAAAUAACGUAUCGAAUGAGCGCUUGUACGAGAAGCAGCUGAACGGUGCGAGUAUCUUGUUCAAACCAAAGAACAAGUAUCAGUUCUUCUGGCGUGAGGGACGCCUGUUCAUGCUCACGGUCGAGAAGUCGAUGAGAAUGGGCCCUGGCUCGAUAAGCAUGGAGGACAGCUAG